Nerophis lumbriciformis (worm pipefish) is the source of this 258-nucleotide messenger RNA. The record is from RefSeq and is a predicted model, not a curated record. NCBI's taxonomy places the organism in Eukaryota, Metazoa, Chordata, Actinopteri, Syngnathiformes, Syngnathidae.
AUGGACAAACAUGUCAGGAAAGUCCGGAAUCAAGACAUAAAUCCUUGCAUUGAAGAAAGUGAUGCCUCACAGAAAUGUUUGGACGCUUACAACUAUGAUAAGAACAUGUGUACUGCCGACUUCCAGAGAUACAAGAACUGUAGGAAAUAUUGGCACAACAUAAUGUUGAACAGGAGGAGAGAGGGUAUAAAACCUGUCAUGCCCACUGCUACAGAAAGGCAGGAGAUUCUCUCUGGUAUUGGAGGGAAGCCAUAUUGA